Bathycoccus prasinos is the source of this 264-nucleotide messenger RNA. RefSeq lists its product with no specific name. The record is from RefSeq and is a predicted model, not a curated record. Bases 1 to 264 code for a protein of 87 amino acids. Lineage: Eukaryota; Viridiplantae; Chlorophyta; Mamiellophyceae; Mamiellales; Bathycoccaceae. The transcript has a single exon.
AUGGCCAUCGACACGCCGUUCGUGUACCAAAAAUCAAAAAAGAAACCUCGAAAAGACGCGGAUAUUUGUGAAAUCAAGUGCAAAGCUUUGGCGUGCAACAUUCAAAAGUGCAUCGCGAGUUUACCGACGACGAAGUCUUUGGUGUCGAGCUCCACGGUGAACUUUGAGUUGUGCAGGAAAAGCAUCGACCGAUACGAGAAGUGCUGCGAGAUUUGGCGAGAGAAGGAGAAGAAAGGAGAGGUGUACUCGUUAGCAUCUAUAUAA